AUGGAAAUUUCAACACUUCUUUUAGUCGUUUGCAUUGUGUUUUUGUAUUAUGUGUCAGAAGAGUUUCCAACAGAUCUGCCUUCGAAUAGUAAUCAUAUUAAAUCGGACAUCUACGAUCUAGCGUAUCCCAAGCAUACGUCCGAAGAAUUGGAUGCAAAUCCGGUUUGUUCCCAAGAGCUCAAGCAAAUAAAUGAACGAAUUUCACAUUUGGAGAAGAUAAACUACGAAAAAUUUGGACCUACCGAUUAUGCCGCCCUGAAGUUUGGCGGAGAGGUAAUAUCGGUGGUGUCCAAGUUACAACGAGAUGGUUCUUUUUUGAAAAAAAUCCAAAAAAUAUUCUCAACACUAAACGAAGGCGAUGACUACAAACAAUGCAUCAUUCAAGACUGUGGCACGUGCUAUGCUUUCCCGGGCAAUUCUGGAUACGUUGUACUGAAACUCAUGGGAAAUGUUGUCCUUGACGGAAUCACUAUCGAGCACAUUCCGCUGCACUCAAACCCGAAGAAAAUGAAAUCGUACAGUGCAUUAAAAGAAUUUUCCGUGGUGGGAAUGAAAAAACUUGGAGAUCGCAAUACCGAAACCUAUUUAGGAACGUUUACAUUUAGUUACGAUAAUGAUUUUCUAGAAACUUUUACGUUAACCUCGGACCCACCCAUUCCGGUUCGUUAUGUGCGAGUGGAAAUUCAUUCCAAUCAUGGUGAAAACUAUACCUGUAUUUAUCGCAUACGCAUUCAUGGAACACUGGAGCAGUAA
Molecule: messenger RNA, 753 nt
Organism: Anopheles coustani
Lineage: Eukaryota; Metazoa; Arthropoda; Insecta; Diptera; Culicidae
Gene: spag4
Product: SUN domain-containing protein 3
Exons: 5
Coding region: 1-753 (250 amino acids)
Biological process (GO): nuclear envelope organization
Cellular component (GO): meiotic nuclear membrane microtubule tethering complex; nuclear envelope
Molecular function (GO): protein-membrane adaptor activity
Source: RefSeq, a predicted model, not a curated record